UAUCGAUAUUUGGUGGCGUUAUUUGUUAUGAUUUUGGGUUACAUGGUCUUUACCGGGAAUACCAUGCUGAAAACCCAGAGAAUUGUCCUCGGCAUUAGCAGAUCGUACACUGCCAAGGCGAAAAGGAUUGUGCUGGCGCAGGACAAGACAAAGAUCAAGGAGUAUUCGCCGAAAACGACGGAUAACCAUGAGCACCGAGUCUACGUGUGGGGCUUUCAGGAAACCGGAGCACUCGGCAUUCAAACCAACGUGAAGAAGGCCAAGGAACGCUACACGGAGAUGGUACAUCAUCCCACCCGAUUGCAGUUCUCCAACAACAACGAAAUCACAGACGUUGCUGCCGGGUACGGAUUCACCGCUUACGCCGUAAAGAGAGAUGACGGAGAGACGCUUUUUGGCAGUGGUUUGAACACCGACUCCCAGCUAGGUUUCCAGGUGAAGGGAAAUCCCAACGAUCCAGCCAACCUGGACGUGAUCAUCUAUCCCACAGCCAUUAAACUGCCGAGAGUCCAAGGAGAAACUGAUGAGGACAUGCGUGUGAAGAACAUGUCGGCGGGUAGAGCUCACCUGGUGGUUCUGACCCAGAAUGGAACCAUUUUCACCCUAGGAAACAAUUCCUACGGCCAAUGUGGACGCUCCAUCAUCGAGGAAGAGCGGUACAGCAAAAGUGCCCUGAUCCACAGGAUAUCGCAGGAAGACAUAUGCGGAAAGGAGGAUGAGGUGGUCCAGGUGGAGUGCGGCCAGGAUCACAGCAUGUUCCUGACCAAAAAGGGACGCGUUUACACCUGUGGCUGGGGUGCGGAUGGACAAACAGGACAGGGAAACUACCACACCGCUGGUCAGAUAACCCUCAUUGGAGGAGACAUAGAAAAGGAAAAGAUUGUGAGGCUCAGCUGCUCCUCGGACUGCGUUUUGGCCCUCAACGAGGCGGGCGAUGCCUUUGGCUGGGGCAACUCGGAGUACGGACAGCUAGAUGACUCUGAACUGGCCGAAACCCAAAUAAAUAUUCCAAGAGCUCUCAAACUAACGAAGUCCCUCGGAAAAAUCAAGGAUGUGGCUGCGGGAGGCUCAUUUUGCAUGGCUCUCAAUGACCAGGGUCUCGUGUACACCUGGGGCUUCGGCAUCCUCGGCUUCGGACCCUUCGUGGAGCAAACAUCCAAGCCACAGCAUCUUUUGCCGCCUUUAUUCGGACGCAAUGACUUCAGCAACGAAACCACUGUGGUUUCCAUCGGAUGCGGAGUAUUUCACAUGGGCGCCGUCAACUCGGAUGGAGACCUCUUUAUGUGGGGAAAGAACAGAUUCGGGCAUCUGGGACUGGGUCACAAGAAGGAUCAGUUCUUCCCCUUCAAGACGGCCAUCAAUGGAAAGGUCAUCAAAGUGGCCUACGGAGUGGACCACACCAUUGCCUUGUGCAAGUCGUUCUUCUAGUUUAAG
This is a messenger RNA of Drosophila teissieri, 1434 nucleotides long. Its product is annotated as RCC1-like G exchanging factor-like protein. Bases 28 to 1428 code for a protein of 466 amino acids. The record is from RefSeq and is a predicted model, not a curated record. The transcript has a single exon. Lineage: Eukaryota; Metazoa; Arthropoda; Insecta; Diptera; Drosophilidae.